This is a messenger RNA of Gossypium arboreum, 830 nucleotides long. RefSeq names its product cytochrome b5-like. The transcript is spliced from 4 exons. The coding region runs from base 167 to 571 and encodes 134 amino acids. Gene Ontology annotation, molecular function: heme binding. Lineage: Eukaryota; Viridiplantae; Streptophyta; Magnoliopsida; Malvales; Malvaceae. Gene Ontology annotation, cellular component: intracellular membrane-bounded organelle; membrane. The record is from RefSeq and is a predicted model, not a curated record.
UCAGAAGAUUAUAUGGACGUUUUUUGGCCAUCAACAGCUUAAGUAGAAGCGAAGAUCCACACUUUCUUUUGAGUUGGCAAUUAGCACUGUCCGUUUGACGCAAAAAAAACAAAGACAGUGAGGGACGUAAGCUAAAGCCUUUUCUCCUUUUUCAUCCGUUGAAGGAAUGGCUUCAGAUCCUAAAGUGCACACUUUCGAGGAGGUUGCCAACCACAACAAAACCAAAGAUUGUUGGCUGAUUAUUUCUGGGAAGGUUUAUGAUGUAACUCCGUUCAUGGAUGAUCAUCCCGGAGGUGAUGAAGUUUUGCUGUCAGCUACUGGGAAGGAUGCCACCAAUGAUUUUGAAGAUGUGGGUCACAGUGAUUCAGCAAGAGAAAUUAUGGAAAAAUACUACAUUGGUGAGAUUGAUCCAAAAACUGUCCCGGCAAAGCGCACUUACAUUCCACCACAGCAAACGCCUUACAAUCCGGAUAAGACCCCUGAGUUUGUCAUCAAGAUCCUACAAUUUCUUGUUCCCCUCUUGAUCCUGGGUUUGGCUAUUGCGGUACGUCACUAUACCAAGAAAGAGUAGCUUAUUACUAUACAGGAGUUUACCUGUUACGAGGGAAGAAUCAGUGUGUCUCAUCUGUUAGUUGAAAUAGCACAGUCAUAUCUUUUGUUUAAUGUCCUUUUAGCAUUUGUGUGUCGAACUAAAUACCUGUUGAUGAUAUGCUCCAUUGUCAAAAGACAAUACUAUAUUUGAGCAUCUUUGAGCCCCCAUUUAAGUUAGCAGGGAAACCAGAAAAUGUUUAAUAUUGUUGGAAUUUAAAAGCAGGAGCAUGUUUUUAUAA